AUGUCAGGUAUUGAAUUAAAUACAAUUAUUUCGCAAUUUAAAAACUAUGCACCACUUUAUCUUGCCGAUCAAUCAUGGGACAAUGUUGGUGUACUUGUUGAACCUAAUAAUGAUAAUCCAUUAAUAGAAACAAUUUUAUUUACAAAUGAUCUAACUGAACCAGUGUUAGACGAGGCUAUUGAACGACAAGCCAAGCUAAUUGUUAGUUAUCAUCCGCCUAUUUUUAGUCCUUUAAAACGUUUAACACAAAACAAUUGGAAAGAAAGAAUUAUACUUAAAUGUAUACGUCAUGGAAUUACUGUUUAUGCGCCACAUACAUCAUGGGAUGCAGUUGAUAAUGGCAUUAACCAAUGGCUCAUAUCAGCAUUUGGAACAGACAAGCAAGAUUAUACGGCGCGUCCUAUUGAACAAAUAAAAACAAAUGAUACACCAUCACACAGUCAACAAUUAUUAACAAUAACUGUUCCCAAAGAGCAUGAUAUUAAUUUCAUGAAGAAUAUAAAUGGUGCCGCUAUUAUCAAUGAAAUAUCUUGUAAUACACCAAAUGGACCAGCAAUUCAAUUAUCUAUUUCAUGUUCACCACGAGCUGCAAGUUCAAUAAUAGAUUUGUAUCGUCCUGAAGAAGAUAUAAGUAAAACAAUUCAAAUUGUUGAUGUUCAAAAACCUUUAGAUUCUCGUCAAGGAUAUGGCCGGUUAAUUGAAUUGAAUAAUUCUCGAACAAUUCGUGAAGUAGUUGAAAAUGUUAAAACGUUAACCGGUCUUAAGUAUAUUCGUCUUGCAUUAGCAAACAAUAAAACAAUAGAUUCUCCAAUAAAAACAGUCGCUGUUUGCGCUGGUUCUGGUGCAAGUGUAUUUUCUAAAGCACGAAAUGUUGAUAUUCAACUGACAGGUGAACUUACACAUCAUGCUGUACUAGAUGCUGUACAUCGUGGUACAACCGUUAUCUUAUGCGAUCACACAAAUACUGAAAGAGGAUUUUUAAAUGUUAUUAAAAAGCAUUUCGAGCAGAUAUGGGAUUCAAAUCAAGUUAAAUUAUUAAUCUCAGAACGUGAUCGAGAUCCAUUAGAAAUUGUUUAA
Molecule: messenger RNA, 1077 nt
Organism: Rotaria socialis
Lineage: Eukaryota; Metazoa; Rotifera; Eurotatoria; Philodinida; Philodinidae
Source: the annotation of a GenBank genome assembly